GUACCGGUACCUACCAAUACAGCUCGAUAUUUCAAGUUACAGUUAACUCCGAGUUUCAAUCCCAACUAUAAUAUCUCAACCUCCACCAUUCUCUGCCAACUUUCUUCUUAAUUUCUGUUAAAUUCUCUCCGCUUUUCAUAUUCUCCUGUUUCCUUUUCUUUUCUCCAAAUUUAGCAACACCUUGCAGAAAGAUAUGGCCGAGGAGGAACCAAAGAAGAUUGAAACCGAAUCACCAGCUGACCCUUCUCCUCCUCCUCCACCAGCUCCCGUUGCUGAGCCGCCUGUUGAAGCUCCCAAAGAUGUUGCCGAGGAGAAAGCUGUAAUUCCACCUCCACCUGCUGAGGAGAAGCCCGAGGACUCCAAAGCUCUUGCAGUUGUUGAAAAGCCCGCAGAGGCUCCUGAACCUGCUGAGGAGAAAAGUACUGAGGGCUCUGUCAAUAGAGAUACUGUGCUUGCAAGAGUUGAAACAGAGAAGAGGAUUUCUCUGAUUAGAGCGUGGGAAGAAAGUGAGAAGUCCAAAGCAGAGAACAAAGCUCACAAAAAGCUAUCUGACAUUGGUUCAUGGGAGAACAGCCGAAAAGCAGCUGUAGAAGCUGAGCUUAAACAUAUCGAAGAGCAAUUGGAGAAGAAAAAGGCACAGUAUGUGGAGAAAAUGAAAAACAAGAUAGCACUGAUCCACAGGGAAGCCGAAGAAAAGAGAGCAAUGGUUGAAGCUAAAAGAGGAGAAGAUCUUCUCAAAGCAGAGGAGACAGCUGCAAAAUAUCGUGCCACGGGAACCUCCCCGAAGAAGCUCCUUGUCCUUGGCUGUUUUUGAGGCUGGAAACCCUGAAGUGUGAUUGAAAAAUUAAAUUAUAUGUAUAUGUUAUUUGAACAUUCAUUUGUUAAUUUAGUCUUGGUGUUUGGUUUUGUGGUGGAGAAUUGAUAGAUGUAAGAUGUUCAUUAUUGUGUGUGCACAGUCAUGUAUUUGUGUGUAUAUAUACUUUGGGAUGAAUUAUUGAAUUUGUAUGAAAGAAGUUUAAAAUAAUGCUGAAUCUGAAGUGCAAUCCAA
This is a messenger RNA of Pistacia vera, 1048 nucleotides long. RefSeq names its product remorin-like. The transcript is spliced from 5 exons. NCBI's taxonomy places the organism in Eukaryota, Viridiplantae, Streptophyta, Magnoliopsida, Sapindales, Anacardiaceae. The record is from RefSeq and is a predicted model, not a curated record. The coding region runs from base 194 to 814 and encodes 206 amino acids.